Messenger RNA from Striga hermonthica, 1113 nucleotides. NCBI's taxonomy places the organism in Eukaryota, Viridiplantae, Streptophyta, Magnoliopsida, Lamiales, Orobanchaceae. The record is from the annotation of a GenBank genome assembly.
AUGUCGAUUCCUAGCAGAUCCUCCGUGUUCCUCGUUUUCAUUUCGUGGUGCUUGAUGGCGCAGAAGGCCUAUCCACAACCCAAUAACCGAGCAUCGCCACAAGUCCCGUGCUUUUACAUAUUCGGCGACUCUUUAGUCGACAAUGGCAACAAUAACGGUAUCCUCACGCUCGCUCGUGCAAACUACAUGCCUUACGGCAUAGAUUUUCCGCAGGGGACCACAGGACGUUUCACCAAUGGCCGCACUUUUGUCGACAUUUUAGCACAACUGUUGGGCUUCCCGAACUACAUUCCGCCUUACGCCAGGGCCCGUGGCCGCCAGUUACUUCAAGGAGCGAAUUACGCGUCCGGAGCUUCUGGAAUCAGAGACGAAACAGGAAACAAUUUGGGAGACCACAUGUCGAUGAACCAGCAGGUCGACAGCUUCGCGGCCACCGUGCAGCAGCUGAGGAGGUUUUUCAGAGGAAAUGAUGCCAUGCUCGGAGCCUACCUAAGCAAAUGUAUAUUUUACGCGGGCUUGGGAAGCAAUGACUAUCUAAAUAAUUACUUCAUGACAGAUUACUAUUCCACAAGCUCUCAGUACACACCUAAAGCUUAUGCUGCUUCUCUCAUCCAGGACUACACUAAACAAUUGACGACAUUAUACAAUCUGGGAGCUCGGAAAGUUAUCUUGGCUGGAGUCGGGCAGAUCGGGUGCAUACCGUACCAGCUGGCACGAUACGAAGGAAACGGGAGUCGGUGCAAUGAGGAGAUCAACAAUGCUAUAAGCCUUUUCAACACGGGCCUCAAGAGGAUCGUGGACCAGUUUAAUUACAAGGGUGGGGCAAAGUUUGUGUAUUUGGACUCGUUCCAGAGCAGCAAGGAUUUGGUUCAGAACGCGAAAAGUUACGGUUUUCAAGUGGUGGACAAGGGGUGUUGUGGUGUGGGGAGGAACAACGGGCAAAUUACGUGCCUUCCGCUUCAGACGCCGUGCGAUGAUCGACGUGUGUACGUGUUCUGGGAUGCUUUUCACCCCACGGAGACGGCUAAUAUCUUGCUCGCCAAGAAAGCUUAUAGCUCUAAGUCUAAGUCGUAUGCUUAUCCAAUUAACAUACAGCAGCUGGCAAUGCUCUAG